UGCUUAUAUAUUCAAACUUGGAAUUAUUAAUGGGAUUUUGAUGGACCUAUACAACUUUUUCCACAUUCAGUAAAGAAUGAAUUUUUAUCAGUAAGUUUUCUGCAAUAGAAACUUGGACAUGUUCAUGAGUUUUUCAUGGAGCUAUAGAAAAAAGUGAAAUUAAUUACAGAAUAAAAGAGCUAAAGAAUAUUUGCAGGAGAAAAUUUGCUUGAUGGGGUUUCAAGAUUCCAUUUUUUAUCGAAGAUGCUUUUGUUUUGACAUAUCUUUUGUUUAUCGAAUAUUCCAUUUUCCAGUUGUAAUUUUGGUUGAUUUGGUCAGUUUUACUGUGGGUAACUUCUGUAUUUGGAAAAAAGUGAUAGGCUAAGAAAAAACAAUAGUGCCAAAGGAAAGUAGUGUUUGGGUUCUUUCUGAGUCAAGGUUUUUAAAAGUGAAGAUUAGCUUAUUAAAGCUCAUGCUUUAGCAUUGUUUUAUCUUUAUACUUAGGCAAUUUGGAAGCAAUGAUCUUUAACCACAUAAUGUUUAAUCUGUCAUUUAAAAGUAGAAAACUUGUUCAAGGUGGUGAUUGAUUGAACCCUUUUUCAUAAUCUCCAAAUAACAAGUACUUCCCUUUAAGCAUUCAUGGUGUUGAAUGUUGAUAUUGGAAGCCCUCUUUUCUCUUUCAAAGAAUCUUGAAAGAUAGCAUAUGUUGCUUCAUGUCUUGUUUCUUCUUCUACAUUCAUUCUAUCAUUUUGUCAUGUUCCAAGACAGCAUAUGUUGCUAGAGAAAUUUGCCCUUUUUUAAGUAGUAGUAACUCAUUUGGAUAGGUUGGAAGUGUGCAAAAUGAUGAUGACUGGUCAGUUUUAUUACCUCAAAUCUGUAUAGCUAUCCCUGCACAUUAUAAGUUUAUCAUUUGUACCAGAUUGAAUUUCUCAAGAACAUCAAGGUUCAAUAAAUUAUUGAUUCUUCUCUAUACCUCUAAAAACCACCAUGGAAGUCCGUAGAGAUCCAUCAGCUCCCAACUCGUUAGCAGAGCCGGAAUCUUGGCCUUGGAAGCCCAUUGAAUCCCAAUCAUCCAUCUGUGUCGACAGCUCGUAUACCUCAAAGGGUGCGGACAAUCAAGCAGUUGGCGCCAGCAGCGGCUCAUCACACGACCAAUCAGACGAGGAGGACAUUGAGAUAGAAGCUGGUUCCUAUGAUCACAGCACGAACCCCAUUGAUGUCAAACGCAUCAAAAGGAUGGUCUCCAACCGCGAGUCUGCGCGAAGAUCUAGACGAAGGAAGCAAGAACACUUAGCAGAUCUCGAACAACAGGUGGAACAAUUAAGAGGAGAUAGUGCAACUCUGUUCAAACAGCUAGCUGAUGCUACUCAGCAAUUCAAAGAUUCCACGACAAACAACCGCGUGCUCAGAUCAGAUGUUGAGGCUCUACGAGCCAAGGUGAAGCUAGCCGAGGAUAUGGUGGCUCGUGGCUCAUUGACACCGAGCCUGAGCCAUGUUCUCCAAAACUACCUCACCACGCCACAGGACUACAUCAGCAGCAUUCCCGGACUGAUGGGGAGCCGUGCAGAUAAUGGCUCCCCGUAUUCUGGGCUUGAUCAGAAUCCGGGAGACCCGGAGAUGUGGACUUGGGAGGGCCAUCCCAUUUCCAAAUGAAGGUUUAGGGGCUUUUUCCUUACUUGUUUUAUCCAAUUUUAUGCAUCAUGUUUCUUUUCUAGAUUGUGUGUUUUUGGAUGUGUUGUGGUUCUGAAUUCAAUAAUACCUUUACUUGCUUUGUCAAAGGUGAUGUAUAGACUUUUGAUUAA
Salvia splendens (bonfire salvia) is the source of this 1781-nucleotide messenger RNA. RefSeq names its product bZIP transcription factor RISBZ3. Gene Ontology annotation, molecular function: DNA-binding transcription factor activity. Lineage: Eukaryota; Viridiplantae; Streptophyta; Magnoliopsida; Lamiales; Lamiaceae. The record is from RefSeq and is a predicted model, not a curated record. Bases 967 to 1632 code for a protein of 221 amino acids. The transcript has 4 exons. Gene Ontology annotation, biological process: regulation of DNA-templated transcription.